Messenger RNA from Sardina pilchardus (European sardine), 2107 nucleotides. RefSeq names its product chloride intracellular channel 5a (gene clic5a). NCBI's taxonomy places the organism in Eukaryota, Metazoa, Chordata, Actinopteri, Clupeiformes, Clupeidae. The coding region runs from base 236 to 973 and encodes 245 amino acids. The record is from RefSeq and is a predicted model, not a curated record. The transcript has 6 exons.
CUGACCACCGUAACGUCCGUCGCCGCAGGUGCAGUGUGCUGGUGCUAACAGGGCAGACAGGACAGGGGACGUGAGAGACGACCGAGGCCCUGGACACUGAGAAGUCUUGAGACUCUGAGCUUUUCAACUGAAGUUUAUUAAGCCACAACGAAAGGAUUUUUAAUAAGUAGGGGUCUGACUGAAGAGGCAGACAUUGACCCAGCAGCAAGGCACUUGAAGUUGAAUUGAAGCAAAGAUGACAAAUGAGGAAGACAAGGAUCCUGAUAUUGAGCUUUUUGUCAAGGCAGGCAGUGAUGGGGAGAGCAUCGGAAACUGCCCGUUUUCACAGAGACUCUUCAUGAUCCUGUGGCUCAAAGGCGUGGUGUUCAAUGUCACCACCGUUGACCUAAAAAGGAAGCCUCCAGACCUCCAUAACCUGGCUCCUGGGACCCAUCCACCGUUCCUUACCUUCAAUGGGGAGGUGAGGACCGACGUCAACAAGAUUGAGGAGUACCUGGAGGAAAUGCUGGCUCCCUCGAAGUACCCCAAGCUGGCUGCAAAGAACCGGGAGUCCAACACUGCAGGAAAUGACAUCUUCGCCAAAUUCUCAGCCUACGUGAAAAACACGAAACCAGAGGCCAAUGCAAGUCUUGAGAAAGGCCUUCUCAAAGCUCUGACAAAGCUGGAUAUGUUCCUGAACUCUCCACUUCCCGAUGAGAUCGAUGCGGACAGCAUGGAGGAAGAGAAGGGAUCCACACGCAAGUAUCUGGAUGGGAAUGAGUUAACCUUAGCAGACUGCAACCUCCUGCCAAAACUACAUGUUGUCAAGGUUGUGUCCAAGGCGUUCCGCAACUUCGACAUCCCAUCGGAAUUGACGGGGGUGUGGAGGUACCUGCAGAACGCUUAUGCCCGUGACGAGUUUACCAACACCUGCGCAGCAGACAAGGAGAUCGAGCUUGCCUACCAGGAUGUAGCGAGGAGAGUUGCCAAGUGAGGAAGUCUGCUACACCACAACAGCUCUGGCCUUGACAAAAAAUAACUUUUUUUCCUCAAAAAGGAUUUCAGCAAGGGAGUACAGAGGAGGGCUCUUCCUGCGGUGUUUCUCUCUGAUAGAACCAUGUGUGUGAUGUUCUUGUAAUUGCACAAACGAGUGAAUGAAGCUCUCUCUGAUGAUCCUACUGUGCAUGCUGUUGCCAUUUCCCUGUAGCAUCUGUAGCCUACUUUUACCUGCUUUAUGUGACGUGCCACUGAACUUAGCCUUAUAUCUCAUGCUGCAGCUCUUUAAUAAGGGGAAUAGUGAGGUUCGUUCUGUAAUGUUUAUCAUAAUAGUUAUUAAUUGUAAACAAAUCAUUUACAUAGUCUCUUUUUUAUUUUUGUGUUUUGUCUGUCUGUAUUAUAUAUAUGUCACCUAAAAUGCCAUCUCUAUGGCUGAAAGAACUUUUUACCUUGAAAAUGUUAUAAACAAGUUUCAAAUGUAAAGAUGAAUGUUAAUCAACCGACGCUCUUAAUAACCAUAAUCUGCCUUAUCGUUAGUACUGAGAUGCUGAUGCUGUCUUGGACAGAGGGCCUGACAUACAUUACCGUAUGUGAUAUGUGUGGUAUGUCAUAUUUAUCAACUUAAUACGCUGAAUGGUCUUUCCUGAUUUCUUGUGGCGUUUUUGUUUACAUGAAUGUAAGUCCCACAUGGUGAGGGGAUGCUGAAAUGAAUCUAUUGACAGUAUUGAGAUAGAAACUCUAUACAAGAGGUAUUGGCGCCAUCUUGUGGUAGUGAGGUGGACUUUCUUUUCUGAAAUAGGUAGGUCAAGGAGAUGAGGCAAUAUAAGGAUGCUGACUGAAAUUGAAUGUAUAUUUAUUGCUGAAUUCUUUGGCUAUGACAUGUAUUAAUUGAUAUUAUUUCAAUACCCUUUGGGUAGACUCAAAGCCUUAAUAUAUUCUUGGAUGCAGUGAAGUCAGCAUUUCCAUAACCGCAUAGUAUGCUUCAGUCCAUUACUCUUUUAUUCCUGUAAAAGAUGGGUCUGGAUGAUCUCUCAGGAACCUGAGCCCCGGGAAUGAUUUCAAUUCUCUUCCAUUUAUAAACGGAACACAAUGAUGAUUGUGCUUGGAUGAAUAAAGUUCUAUUUUCACAGUG